GUGCUGUUUAGUUACUGUGUAGUUAUUGGGUUGUUGGCAAUUGUCCACACUCCACAAAGUCCACAAAUCAAAAAUCCUGAUUCCUGAUUUCAUUGUUUUACGGUCACGAAAGAAAACGAAAGAAUGUCGAGUAAAAUGUUCACGUGCCCGUAUAAUCCAGUUCACGUGAUGAAAAUCACAAGAGCACAUCAUCAUAUUGUCAAUUGUCGAAAAGCACAUGCUCACAAAAAAUUUAUCAUUUGCUCCUACAAUGCCCUCCAUCAUUAUGCUCCUGAAGAUGAAGCUAAACAUCUAGAAACCUGUUCUGACAGAAUUGCUUUGAUUGAUGCGGCACAUGUUGCCUAUGGAAUGAAAUCUGUUGUCACAGGCAACUUAACCAUGCCUCCUCCUGCUCAGAUUCAGUUUGAUGACGAUGAUAAUUGGGACAGUGAUUGAUCACUUCUUUAUUGCUAAAAGAAUUCCUUUUGUUUUCAGUUGGUGUUUGGUAAUAAUUGUGUCAUAAAAUAAUGUGUUCCUUAAGGUGACAGAUGUCUCAAAACUCUCAUGAAAGACACUUGCUUUUACUAAGAAUAAAUAAAUCAAGUUGAAGAAAAUACAACAUUUUAUUCAUCUA
This is a messenger RNA of Daphnia pulicaria, 613 nucleotides long. RefSeq names its product gametocyte-specific factor 1-like. Lineage: Eukaryota; Metazoa; Arthropoda; Branchiopoda; Diplostraca; Daphniidae. The transcript is spliced from 4 exons. Bases 124 to 435 code for a protein of 103 amino acids. The record is from RefSeq and is a predicted model, not a curated record.